AUGCCGCCGCCAGGCACCCAGGAUGAGCUGAACUUCACGUUCAACCUCCCUUUGACAAUUGAACUCCGCAGGCACGAUGCAGAUGAGGCGGAGCUCGCACAACGAGGGUGCCACGCUCCAGACCAGCAGCCGCCCAGCAAGAAGGGGCGUUCUGACGACGGCGCGUCCAGUGCGACACCAACGAUUCCUCAGUAUCGUGCGCUCUACGUUCCAGGCGGUGACGGCAUCAAAAUCAUGUACCCGAAGGUAUCCAGAGCGGAGCCAAUGAAGCAACCAGAAGCAGCAGCCAACGGAACCGACAAGGGGGUCGGGUCCAAUACGGGCAACGACGGAGGCGGUGCCGUCGCCACCAGUGCCGUUCCUAAGGGUGAUAUCAUUUGCUGGGACCCACCAUCGCCCCCGACCACGCCCAAGAUGCCAGCCGCAACCAUCCCUGCGACGGCCGAGGAGCUGGAGAAGACUGAUUCCCCAUCCGCCGCGGCUCAAGAAGGCCGCUCACCUAGCAAGCCCCUGCCCAUGCAUCUCGAGGAGCGCAGCAUCUUGGAGGAGAUCAACGGCCUGCGCCUCCAAAUUGGGGCAAUAGAUUCGCAGACGCAAUCUGGUGAGCCGUAUCCUGACUCGCAGCUGCCAGAUGCUGAGUCGCAGUUGCCAGCAGCGGAGGAGCCGACGCUGCCAGAUUAUGCGCCUCCUGCCGAGUGCGAUGCGUACGAGGCGGCAUCGCAGGUCGAGGGUCGCAGCAAGGAGGGCGUCAAGAGGGCGGCCAGGGCUACUCCAGCGGCGUCGUCCGGUUCGGCCGACACGACGGUAGAGACGAGCAGCUCCGACCUCAACCAGAUGAUGAAGGCGAUCCAGACCAACAGCGAGGUUGCAUCGCAGCUGGCGCCGGCGAUCCAGCAGCUCGUGCAGAAGGGGACCUGCGUGGACAGCUUCGGCGUCUACGAACGUACCUCCGCGCGGCUCGUGUUCGAGGACUCCGGCUGGACCGGCGUCUCCGCUGGAAGGAAGCAGCGGAAGCGGCGGAAGAAGCUCGUCCAGGACUGGCUUUUGGGGUCCGGCCGCAAACUGAUCUUGGAACUCUUUUCGGUCCCACGGGUCGCGGACAGUCUGAAAGGGCAGGGCUAUCCCGUUUCCAAGAGCCUGGAUUUACGGACCGGUUAUGAUCUCGGGUCUCCGUCAGGGGAACGUGCGAUGUGGAGUAUCAUAGAGCGAGAUCGGCCCGAGGUCAUAGUCAUGAGCCCUGAGUGUCUGGCCUUCUCCGUUGCCCGUCGUCCCAGUUGGCAUCGACUCAAGGGAACCGACCUCGCAGACCCCGAGACCGCCGGCCUCAAGUUCAUGUCCCUGUGCGUUAGAGUGGCCGAAUACCAGAUGGGUCGGGGCCGUGGUUUCCUUCUUGAGCACCCCGAGGGUGCCAGCUCCUGGGAAAUGGACUCGGUGCGGGAAAUCUUGAAUCGGCCGAGCGUCGUGUCGGGGGUUGCCGAUCUCUGCCAGUACGGUUUGUCCGUGAAGGGAGGAGAACCCAACAAGAAACCAACCAGGUUCAUGACCAACCGUGCGUCUAUUUUGCAGCCCCUCCUGCUCAGGUGCGACGGGAGUCAUCAGCAUCGUCAGCUCUGUGGCAGGGCCCUCACGCGAGCGGCCCAGAACUACCCCCCGGGACUCGUCCAGGCCAUGUGCGAGGGAAUCCUGGAGUCAGCUCGCAUCGUCGCCCUCGGGCACCGGGAGGAGACCCUGUGUGAGCUCAAGAAGUUGUUGACCGGUCGUUUCCGUUUCGGUAAAUGGCAGGUCGGUGAGGCCGAGUACGCAGGGAGAAGGAUCCGCCAGCAGUCUGAUGGGCGCAUUCUCGUCGACCAGGAAAAAUAUAUCCUGGAGCAGGUCCGUCCCAUGAGACUCGACAAGGAGCGUGUUAAAUGUCCCGAGGAGCUGCUCGAUGCAGGAGAGCUCCGAGACUAUCGCGGCCUGGUGGCGAAGAUUCUCUGGGCGGCCCGCCAGUCUCGUCCCGACGUGUCCGGGUCCGCCUCGAUGCUGAGCGCCGAAUGCCCACAGGUCAAGAUAGCCUCGGCUCUCAUGGCUAACAAGGUAGCUCGCCACCUCCGAUGUACGGCCAGCUCCUGUCUGACGAUUUGGCCCCUGGACCUGAGUGCCGUGACCAUGGUCACGUGCAGUGACGCGGGGGGCCCCGGGUCCGCUAAAAGAGACGGUGCUCAAGGAGGCUGGCUCGUGAUGCUAGGGGAUUCCAGGAUCAAGGGACAGUGGUUGUGGCUCGUUUUCCGGGAUGCCCUGUAUGGAGACGUGAGGGGGCCUGAAUGGUGGAACUCAGGGACGUUCUGCCCCUUUGCAGUCGCGCUCGUCGACGAGCGUGCCAUCGCCGAGGCUUCCGAGGGCGUCGCCAUAGUCGAUGCGAAGUCCCUCUUCGAUACGCUGUCCAAGAACUGCGGGGGUGCCAAGGCUGACCGCCGCAACGCCAUCGAGAUGGCGAUAGUCCGGGACUCGAUGACAGCCGAAGGGACAGUGGUGAG
Prorocentrum cordatum is the source of this 2516-nucleotide messenger RNA. Lineage: Eukaryota; Dinophyceae; Prorocentrales; Prorocentraceae. The record is from the annotation of a GenBank genome assembly.